CGGACUUGGUCUACGCCAUUCUCCAUCCCAUCACCACAUUUCCACAACAACAACCUACCUAAGCCCUUGACAACAGCUACGCACGCAGCUCGACCAAUUGCCUCUGUCGCAUCCAACCAACCUCACCUCCUGCGUGAACAACUCCCGCCUUUCGGCUGCUCGAACAGCUGCCGCCCCAGACGAAAACGCAAAGAUGGCCUCCCGCCUCGUCACCCGCGCGAUCCCCCGCGUCUCCGGCCUCCCCCUCCGCGCCGCCCGCUCUUUCCAGACCUCCUCGCCCCUGCGCGACGCCGUCGCCGCCCCUCUCCCGGCUCGGAAACCCGUCGGUGCUUUCCGCGGAGGUCUCUUCGGUUUCUUCCUCGGCACCUCCCUCACUGGCGCCGGCGUCUACUCCUACAUCCUCAAGGAAUACAAGACCUCGAACGACCUCCUGUCGGAGGAUAUCUACGCACUCCAGGCUGCCGUCCAGCGCCUCAGCAACUACGUCCAAGCAUUGGAGGAGAAGAUGGACGCCCUUGAGCGCAAGAGGAAGUGAACGGUCGUCGUCCCGACCAGGAGAGCGACAGGAUGUAACUUAGGAGCGAGGGAGAUGCCGUGGUAAUGCGCGGGAGAACAUGUGAGGGCGAACAGUACAAAAA
Messenger RNA from Colletotrichum navitas, 638 nucleotides. RefSeq lists its product as uncharacterized. The record is from RefSeq and is a predicted model, not a curated record. Lineage: Eukaryota; Fungi; Ascomycota; Sordariomycetes; Glomerellales; Glomerellaceae. Bases 194 to 535 code for a protein of 113 amino acids. The transcript has 3 exons.